Messenger RNA from Melampsora larici-populina 98AG31, 573 nucleotides. RefSeq lists its product as uncharacterized. The coding region runs from base 1 to 573 and encodes 190 amino acids. NCBI's taxonomy places the organism in Eukaryota, Fungi, Basidiomycota, Pucciniomycetes, Pucciniales, Melampsoraceae. Gene Ontology annotation, molecular function: protein binding. The transcript is spliced from 3 exons. The record is from RefSeq and is a predicted model, not a curated record.
AUGAAAGGAUUUCAUAGCUCAACCUCUCCCAGCACAGCUACCAACAAACAACUCAUAGAAAAUGGCAUAUCACGUAGCAAAGCGCUUUCCCUUUAUAGAGAUGGUCAAUAUGCGGAAGCCGAAGUAGUAUUUUUGAAAUCAAUACAAAAGAAGAUAAUCACCAAUGGAGAACAGUCACAAGAUGUUGCACUUGUUAGGAGUGACUUAGCGGAUCUCUACCUCGAUAUGGGUCGAUUGAAGGAAGCACAAUCGUUACUUGAGGAUGCUGAAAGAGUUCGAAGGAGUGGUAUUGUUUCGGAUCUGGCCUGUACUCGUGAUAAUCUUGGUAGGACAUAUGAGAUGCAGGAAGAAUAUGAACAGGCAAUCAAGUGGCGUACAAUGGGUGCUCCUAAUGAAAUGGUCUGUUCGCAUUUAGAAUGUCCCAAAAUGAUAAAUGCUGCCAAGUUAUCCAAAUAUGUUGAGCUUCAGCAUUGUGCUAGAUGCAAGUGUGUCUUCUAUUGCAACGCUGCGUGUCAAAAGAAAGAUUGGAAGAGACACAAGAAGUACUGCAAGGCUCCUGGUCCUGCUGUGUGA